Molecule: messenger RNA, 1897 nt
Organism: Arabidopsis lyrata subsp. lyrata
Lineage: Eukaryota; Viridiplantae; Streptophyta; Magnoliopsida; Brassicales; Brassicaceae
Product: probable serine/threonine-protein kinase BSK3
Exons: 9
Coding region: 224-1696 (490 amino acids)
Biological process (GO): brassinosteroid mediated signaling pathway; protein phosphorylation
Molecular function (GO): protein kinase activity; protein binding; ATP binding
Source: RefSeq, a predicted model, not a curated record
UAAUUAGAAAAGAAAAACAAAAACAAUCCUCUUUGUAGAGGGAAGUCUGAAAACGCCGAGAAGAAGAAGAAGAAAGCUUGAGACUUUCUCUCUGUAUGCAUUUCGAAAUCGAUAAAGACUUCAACUUUCGGUUCUAACAAUGACAAUUUUUGUAUAGUUUGAUUUGUCCACCGCUCUCUCGGAAGUCCGAUCACCUGAUUUCAUCGCCGACGUUAGUCAUCAAAUGGGAGCUCGUUGCUCUAAGUUCUCAUUCUGCUUGUUCCCUUCUCACUUCAAAUCCGCUUCAGUUCUCGAAUCUCCCGAUCUCGAAAAUGGAGGAAAAGUGUGGCCGAGUUUUAAGGAAUUCAGACUAGAGCAGCUGAAAUCUGCUACCGGAGGUUUCUCUUCAGACAACAUUGUAUCAGAACACGGCGAGAAAGCUCCUAACGUUGUCUACAGAGGAAGGCUUGAUGAUGGUCGCUUGAUCGCUGUUAAACGCUUCAAUCGCCUGGCUUGGGCUGAUCAUAGACAGUUCCUGGAUGAAGCUAAAGCUGUUGGGAGCUUGAGGAGUGAUAGAUUAGCGAAUCUGAUAGGAUGUUGCUACGAAGGAGAAGAGAGAUUACUCGUAGCUGAGUUUAUGCCUCACGAAACGCUUGCAAAGCAUCUUUUCCACUGGGAAAAUCAUCCGAUGAAAUGGGCCAUGAGGUUAAGAGUUGCAUUGUGUUUAGCGCAAGCAUUGGAAUAUUGUAGUAAUAAAGGGAGAGCUUUGUAUCAUGAUCUCAAUGCUUACAGGGUUUUGUUUGACAAGGAUGGGAAUCCCAGGUUGUCUUGUUUUGGACUCAUGAAAAAUAGCAGAGAUGGGAAGAGUUAUAGCACAAACUUGGCAUUUACUCCUCCAGAGUAUUUGCGAACGGGUAGAGUUACACCAGAGAGUGUUGUAUUCAGUUUUGGAACCGUUCUGCUCGAUCUCAUGAGUGGAAAACAUAUUCCACCGAGCCAUGCGCUUGACCUAAUCAGAGGCAAGAACUGUGCAAUGUUAAUGGAUUCUGCUCUCGAGGGUCAUUUCUCAAACGAAGACGGAACUGAGCUAGUACGCUUAGCCACACGUUGUCUGCAGUAUGAAGCUCGAGAAAGACCAAAUGUGAAAUCUCUCGUCACUUCACUUGUCACACUCCAGAAGGAAUCUGAUGUAGCUUCAUACGUUCUUAUGGGUAUCCCCCAUGAAACCGAGGCUGAGGAAGAGUCUCCGCUUUCUUUGACACCCUUUGGUGAUGCAUGCUUAAGAGUGGAUCUUACAGCCAUACAUGAAAUACUUAGUAAGAUUGGAUACAAGGAUGAUGAAGGAAUUGCCAAUGAGCUCUCGUUUCAAAUGUGGACCAACCAGAUGCAGGAAUCUCUCAAUUCGAAGAAGCAAGGAGACUUAGCUUUCCGUUCCAAAGAUUUUACAACCGCAGUCGAUUGCUACACUCAGUUCAUAGAUGGGGGAACAAUGGUGUCACCAACAGUACACGCACGGCGGUGCCUGUCAUAUCUGAUGAACGAGAACGCACAAGAGGCUCUGACAGAUGCACUGCAGGCACAGGUUGUGUCUCCGGAAUGGCCAACCGCAUUGUAUCUGCAAGCGGCUUGCUUGUUCAAGCUCGGUAUGGAAGGCGAUGCUCAGCAAGCUCUCAAGGAUGGGACUACACUGGAAGCUAAGAAGAGUAACAAGCGCUGAUAAAUAGCGUUUUCAAAAGCUUUGUAUAUGCUUAUUUUGUUCCCCCUCUCUAUCUCCAUCUAUAUGCACAUACAUACACAUAUAUGUGGGUGUAUUUAUAUACUUUUGAAGCCUUGUUUGUAUUUAUGGUGAUGAUUGUGAUUUAUUAGUGUGCCUCAUGGGAAGAUCUCUUUAAGAGAUUAUUUUCAGGCUUUGUCCAUU